GCAUCAUGGCGUCAUUAGCCAGCUAAACAGAUUUACAGUAUUUGAAGAAAGGGAGGGUUAUCUGACGGUUCAUCUCUAACAGUUAAGCGUCAUAAGUUUGUCAUUAGUUUAACUCAAGUAAUGAAAAAUACACAUAUUUUCCACAAAAAAUAAGUUAUGGAUAUAUGCAACGGGAGGAGGCGAAAAAUAAGAACCCCAAGAAGUCUGAGGGCUUACAAAAGGCUGGUUGAAGCACAGAACGCUACCGCCAACAUGACGAAGCGGGAGGUGAAACGAGAGAUGUGCAAAGUCCUGAGGUCGCUAGCGGUAGAGAACAACAACGUGGACAUCGAUGUCCCCAUGGAGGAGCACUGUUUCUCUAUGAACUUUAGUAAGAACGAGAACCUCGAGGAGCAUGCCAUGGUUAUGGCACCACGUUACAGUCUGUUGCGAGAGGUCGGAAGGGGCAGCUAUGGGGUAGUGUUCGAGGCAAUUGCACGGAGGACAGGGGCAAGGGUAGCGGUUAAAAAACUCCAGUGUAACGCUCCUGAAAAUGUGGAACUCGCCCUGUCAGAAUUCUGGGCUUUGGCAAGCCUGGAGAAGAAGCACGAGAAUGUGGUGCAGCUCGAGGAAUGUGUGCUACAAAGGAAUGGAAUGGCCCAGAAAAUGAGUCAUGGAAAUAAAAGGUCAAAACAAUACCUGCGGUUGGUGGAGACUUCGCUAAAAGGUGAGCGAAUUCUGGGCUAUCCGGAGGAGCCGUGCUACCUAUGGUUCAUCAUGGAGUUCUGCGAAGGCGGGGACCUGAACCAGUACAUCCUUUCGCGACGGCCUGAUCCGCGCACCAACAAGAGCUUCAUGCGCCAGCUGACCAGUGCCGUGGCCUUCCUGCACCAGAACAACAUUGUGCACCGCGACCUCAAGCCUGACAACAUCCUCAUCUCCCAGAAGUCAGGGUUGCCUGUCCUCAAAGUGGCUGACUUCGGCCUCAGCAAGGUCUGCGCAGGCUUGGGCAAAGAUGGCAAUGAGGACCCCAAAGCUGGAGGCGACAGAAACAACGUGAACAAGUUCUGGUUGUCGUCAACAUGUGGCUCAGACUUUUUCAUGGCGCCCGAGGUGUGGGAGGGCCACUACACGGCCAAGGCUGACAUCUUUGCCCUGGGAAUCAUCAUCUGGGCCAUGCUGGAGCGGAUCACCUUCAUCGACGCCGAGUCCAAGCGUGAGCUGUUGGGCACCUACGUGCGUCGGGGCACUGAGAUUGUGCCAGUGGGUGAGGCGCUCCUGGGGAACCCCAAGAUGGUUCUCCACAUCCCGCAGAAGACACGCAGCACCAUGUCUGAGGGGGUAAAGAAGCUUCUGCAGGACAUGCUUGCGGUCAACCCCCUGGACCGGCCCGACGCCUUCCAACUGGAGGUGCUGGUGAACCUAGUCACGUGUUCUGCGUGACACCGCUCCCCUCCCAUUCCCCUUUCUAAACCAUGGCCAGUCUGCUUUUUUUUACCAGAUGUUUACUAACUCAAUGUGGGAUCCCAAGUCUGUACAGAGGUGGAAAAAGGGACUCUGAUCAUCUCUGAACUUUAAAACCUCUGUGAUUGAGGUCAGCACUUCAAAAAUCAGGACACCAUCUUAGGAAAAGCUAUGCAAUCAAAUGGUAUGGAAAGUCAGGUUCUCUCCCCGCAUUUUCUAUUUUAAAUUUGGAACGUUGUCACCAAAAGCCGAACGACAUUCACCAAUGUGUGAUGGUCAGCUAUGCCAGAACACACCUUGCACACCUGGUUUGAAAUGGCCUGAAGGAGUAAUCAUGAUUAAGUUAUGUUUAUAUUUGAUGUGCUGGUGUGCUGGUCUUCAAAAUACAAUAUGUUUUUUUUCUUUGGUCCAGUUAUGGACGGGUUCUUCCUUCUCCUCCAAUGUUGACAUGUGUUGUUGGAUGGGGCCACAGGCUAGUAUGGAUGGAUCUGUCAUGUAUGGACUGAGAGGCUAACAUGUUGCACUAUGGACCCUCUAUGCCAGAGGUUUAAAAAGUAUUCCUAAAAUGAUGGAUGAUAAUGAUGUAGAAGAAGGGACUCAAUUUCUAUCAUAGAAUUUGUUCUAGACAUGUUCUGGACAUGAACGUUCUUAUGAUGGGAUAAAUGUCAGACAUUUUUGUCAGGGAGUUGAUCAACCAUGGUUUGACAGUACUAUGAUAUUAUGAAAAUAGAAUUUAACUGCACUGCUGACAAACACAGUGUAGAUGCAAUAACGUAUCUGCACUGUCUGUUUAUUAGCCAGCCAGAUUUAGACCACUUUUAAAGCAUUUAUGGAAUAAUUUAACUGCCAAUAAUUACCCUUCAAUGUACAUGUAACCAGAUCUGAAAUCCCGACCUACAGUUGGUCAUGCUCCCAUGUAGGGAAAUAGUUUGUUGUUGGUCUUGGCUAGCUUAAUGUUCUGGUUGAUAGCACUCACUCUAUGUAUGUAACCUUUAUUUCUUCAGGGAGUCACACUGAGACAAAGGGCUCUUUACAGAUGAGCCCUGAAUUACAUCAAUUACAGAAAAUACACAUCAAAAUGCGAGCAGAAAGACAUUAAUAAACAAACUCAAUCAUCAGUGAUGAGGUCUUCAUGCAAGGUAAUUGUUAUGUAAUGACAUACGGUCAUGUGGCUGCUAGCAUCGGCAUGAAAAGGGGCUUGAGGGAAGCCCUACAAUAUUAAGUAGUGAGAACACUCAGGAGCAGGCAAUGUUGAAAAGUAAUCUUUAGACGUGUACUUUGCUUAAAUUUAAUUUUGUAAUUGACUAAAACAAGCAGACAAAAAUAAAAUUGUUUGAAAAAGGCCCAAGUAUUUGCUGUGAGCCAAUGGGGUAACCUAGGUAACCACAGGUUGUUUUCCCCUCAUGCAGGCUGGGUUGUGAUGUUUUAUUCUAAUAACAAAUGGGUCUAUUUAAGCAAUACGGCACCUCAGGGGUUUGUGGUAUAUGGCCUAUAUACCACGGCUAAGGGCUGCUCUUAGUCGUAACGUGGAGUGCCUGAACACAGCCCUUAGCUGUGGUAUACUGGCCAUGUACCACAAACCCCUGAGGUGCCUUAUUGCUAUUAUAAACUGUUUAUCAAUGUAAUUAAAGCAGUAAAAAUAA
Molecule: messenger RNA, 3086 nt
Organism: Oncorhynchus gorbuscha (pink salmon)
Lineage: Eukaryota; Metazoa; Chordata; Actinopteri; Salmoniformes; Salmonidae
Product: serine/threonine-protein kinase 35-like
Exons: 3
Coding region: 157-1422 (421 amino acids)
Biological process (GO): axon extension; positive regulation of autophagy; autophagosome organization
Cellular component (GO): autophagosome; cytoplasm
Molecular function (GO): protein serine/threonine kinase activity; ATP binding
Source: RefSeq, a predicted model, not a curated record